Messenger RNA from Eimeria tenella, 237 nucleotides. RefSeq lists its product as uncharacterized. Lineage: Eukaryota; Apicomplexa; Conoidasida; Eucoccidiorida; Eimeriidae. The transcript is spliced from 2 exons. Bases 1 to 237 code for a protein of 78 amino acids. The record is from RefSeq and is a predicted model, not a curated record.
AUGCUGCAAUCUCUCGGCCCGAAGCCUCAAUUCAAGUUUGCUGCUGCCAAAUUCGAUGCGGCGCUGUGCGAGCGAAUGGCCGCCGCCUCAAGGAGAAUUCCCUCAGUUCAAAUUGGGAACUUGCCGCAGCAGCAGCAGCAGCAGCAGCGGCAGGAGCAGCAGCAGCAGCAGCUGCAGCAGCAGCAAAAUGGGUAUCGGCUCCCCCGGAAACGGCAGCGCUGCACGGAGAGCAACUGA